AUGAAUAGGUCACAAUCUAACUUUAACUUAACAGAUUUAAAUAACACUGAACAUUACCAGUCUGUCACCAGUAAAUCAAAAGGUGCGAGUCUAGAUUCACCACCUCCACUACCUGUGAAAAAGCCACCGUCACAUCAAUCGUCUGUAGUUUUGUAUAGAUACGGCGAGGAAGGUGUUACGUUUGGAAAAAGGCGAUUUGAACCAACUCCACCUCAAACCACCAACUCCAAAAAUCCGGAUUUAUUGAAGAGAGAAGCUCUGGAUAAGAAUCAAAAUAUGAACGUUCGUCAAAAUGACGAUCAUGCAGCGGAAAACCGUAAUUCCAGCUAUUCUAUCUGCUAUUGGUUUUCUCUUAUUAUAAUGUAUCUUUUAAUAUGCAUUGCUAUGGCUAUUUUGGUACUGCAUGUGUUUCGACCAAGAGCUCUGAUAGGAAUUGGGAUUAGUUUCGAACAUAACACGACACCUGAAAUGACAAAAAUGAGCGAUUACACGAUGAACCAAAUGAAAAUACUAGAAGUACUAAGAGUCGUUGAAAUUUUGCAGAACAAAAUGUGCUUUGUAAGGAAAUUGUACAAAAACGAUAUGUAUACCAAAACUUGCGACGAUUUCAUUACUUUCAGUAUUUUUCUUGACCUGGCAUGCCUAAAUAACUUUACUUGCACGAUAGAAAAUAAUCUUUGA
This is a messenger RNA of Ceutorhynchus assimilis (cabbage seed weevil), 681 nucleotides long. NCBI's taxonomy places the organism in Eukaryota, Metazoa, Arthropoda, Insecta, Coleoptera, Curculionidae. The record is from the annotation of a GenBank genome assembly.